Molecule: messenger RNA, 543 nt
Organism: Leishmania braziliensis MHOM/BR/75/M2904
Lineage: Eukaryota; Euglenozoa; Kinetoplastea; Trypanosomatida; Trypanosomatidae
Source: the annotation of a RefSeq genome assembly
AUGAACACAAGCGCCGAUACACACAUACACGCUGACAGUGCCGCGCACAUGCGUACUCUCUUUCUGUGCCCCCACCCCUCCCCUUCCUCAAACCCCGUAGAUGAAGGCGCGACCUUCCACCUCCUCUGCGAAGACGCUCAGCAAACGCUUGCCGCGCUCGUGAAGCUGCAGGAGUGCAGCAUCUCCCAGACGCUGCACGUCAGCGAGCUGGAGACGUGGCUGGCGGGAUGCAUACCGACUGAAUGCAACCGGUGUGGUGCUGCCAAAAAUGCCGCCUGGCACGACGACGACUCCGCUGCGGGAAGCUCACCGCCCAUCCACGUAGGCACCGCUUCUCGGCUGUCAUGGCAGCGGCGUGCAUACAUGAGAUCGACGUCGCCCGUGCCACGUCACAUUUAUGCCCCAGCACUGGUCAGCGGCACCCUUUUGGAUACAGCGGAGGCGGGCGGUGACGACCGUCAGGCAUCCGGCGUCUCGACACGCGUGCUACCGCUCCCCAUUGUCGAGGCCAACACUUACUUGGUCUACCCCCCACCAACGUGA